This is a messenger RNA of Uncinocarpus reesii 1704, 2880 nucleotides long. RefSeq lists its product as uncharacterized. The record is from RefSeq and is a predicted model, not a curated record. The transcript is spliced from 6 exons. Gene Ontology annotation, molecular function: DNA-binding transcription factor activity. NCBI's taxonomy places the organism in Eukaryota, Fungi, Ascomycota, Eurotiomycetes, Onygenales, Onygenaceae. Bases 1 to 2880 code for a protein of 959 amino acids.
AUGGCGCCGGGCCCAACUGUAAACUGUGGAAGCGAGCUGAUUUGCAGCCGUCGAGACAUGCUGAAUGGCUGGUUUGGACAGACAGGGACAGGGUCCGUUCCAAUCACCGCGACUAUUGGCAUCGCUGCGAUGUGCUUGUGCCGUGCAGCAGGACUAACUAGCGAAGAGCCAUCCAGCAACGCGGUACCUCGUACGAACUGCCCGUGGCUUUGGGCGAUCGCCAGGCGGGAAACGCAUCGGUUCUCUGCUCAGCGUGGAUGCUGUGCUGCUGCUCAACGUGUCUCCCGUGCCACAGCGAUGAAAGGUGACUGCAUUGCGAUGCUCUUGUUGACGAGAUCGCCGUGCUCUGAAACUCCCAAGCCCGCACCCCGGCCCUGCAUCCUUGUCCUCGCAGGGGGCAGAGACGGCGUCUGUGCGGAUUGCAAAAACUCCGUGCAUCACAGUCACUCUUCACGACGGGCUCUCUUCUUGACGCAACACUCGCCUCGCCACUGUUUCCAUGCCCUCGUCGGUCAAAGCUACACUGUACAAGACACAUCUCCCACUUCGUGGAGCGCCCGCCGAUUGGCCUCGGUGUCCACCAAUAAUGGCCGGCUCGUUAGCGACGGCCGCCAUCGCCAUGGCUGGUCCGCCGCUCGGGACCGCCCUCUGCCAUCCAGCCUCCAUCUCGUGACGGACUGGAGCAGAGACUCUGCCGGCGCCGCCAAUCAACGCGCCGGACCGGACAUCGCUGCAGUUGGCGACAGGACCCUUGAUGCUUCAGGUGCUACGCCGCACGGCAUUGACAUCGUUGUCAAGCAGCAGCUGCGCCUUCGAUCAGUUGUUCGUCUGCCGUCUUUGGCCGCUCCCGCUGGAGUGACCAUUCCUGAUCCCCACGCAAGAAUGAGUGACCUUGCGUAUACUGCCUUGAGUGAUCUGACCCAGUUUCCUGUCACUGAGCAGCCGCCCUCGGACGACUUCGACAUCUCAUUCUCCCCCGGUCUCUUCAGCGUGGAGGAUAUCCUGGUGGACUCGACCGACUAUCUCUGCCGCACUGGCACCGCAGACUUGACCGGCGGCGCCGACCUCACCAGACCCGCGCUUGUCGAGCAACGGGUGUCCAGCCCUGGCCCAAGUCCGUCGCAGGCAGCCAUCCCCUAUCCCCCGAUGAACGACAACAUCCACGGCGCGCACUACCUCCCCAGCCAAAACACCACGCAGCUGCAGCCCCCUCUGAUUCACUCGAUGCGAUACGCUUCUCCCUCUGGCUCCCACGGGGGAGACGGCUCGGCCACCCGGCUCCCUCAUGAGCGACAAUUCGUGGAUAAAAUUCCCCAACCACAUGCACAGCGCCGCGCCUUCACAGAGCUCUUCAGUCCCGCUUCCCUGAUGCCCACGAUGGAGGGCUCAUACUGCGGCAGCGAGUAUUCAGUGAACCCAAACGACUUGCAGCAUUAUCCAGACCCGAGCCAGCAAGUCCACACGCCGCCGCCAGAGGACGAGCCCGUCGCCUUUUACGACGACUCGAUUCACUUCGAGCAGACACCAGCCCGACCCCUACUCACGUAUCCGGGGCAUGAGCCCCAGUUCGCGUAUGAACACCCCCAGCUCGAGCCGCACCAGGAUAUCGAUCCGCUCCUUCGCCAGCCGCACGACUUUUACGAGCAAGAAGAGCCCGCGGUCGAGCCUCCACGAAAGCGCAUGAGACUCGAGGCCUCUCCGCAACAGAGUUCCGCGCCCAUGCCACAGAUCGAGACUCCUCCAGAGUCGCCCAAGAAGAGGAGCAAGCCCGCCAGCAACAGCUCCAAACCCCGGCAGUCGUUUGCAAAACGCGGCAGCAAGCAUCGGGGGAGAACACCACCCUCCAAGGCCCCGUCCUGGGCCGUGCGAAAGAAGUCGGAGCGGCAGUUCCCCUGCGUCUUCGCGCCCUACGGCUGCCCGCUGGUGCUCGUCUCCAAGAACGAAUGGAAGCGGCACGUCAUGAGCCAGCAUCUCCAGCUGGGCUUCUACCGCUGCGACGUCGGCAUCUGCAACGUCGCGUCGCCCGCUCCGCCCUGCACUCCUCCCUCGGACGCAACCUCGUUCAACAACCCAUGCUCCGCCACCGCCCGCGCGCCCAACGACUUCAACCGCAAGGACCUCUUCACGCAGCACCAGCGCCGCAUGCACGCCCCCUGGCGCGUCCCCAGCUCUCCCACCUGCCCCCCUUCCUCCUCGUCCUCGUCCAGCCCACAAUCCUCCAGCACAUCAGAGCCCAGCAAGCGCGUGCGCGACGCGUUCGAAGCCUCGCUAAACGACGUCCGCCAGCGGUGCUGGAUCGAGCAGCGCCAGGCCCCGCAGUACAGCCAGUGCACGUACUGCUCAGCGGAGUUCAAGGGGGCCGGGUGCUGGGAUACGCGGAUGGAGCAUGUGGGCAAGCACUGCGAGAAUGGGGACGUGGAGAUUCGAGAGGACCUGGGGCUGCGGGAGUGGGCGGCGAGCGAGGGGAUUGUGCGUGAGGUGAAGAAGGGGAGUUCAAAUACAAGCAAACUUCUAAACCUCACGCUCUCAAUGCGCAAGGAAAAGAUGACUUGCUCCGACACUUUCCAAGAAGACGAUCCCAGCUUGCCGGUUAUUGAGCCGCAGCGUCCCAGAACUCUGCUAGGCGCCGGCGUCACCUCGCACGUUGAUGCCAUUGACGAGACCACCGCGCUGAAAAAAGCCCCGUUAUGGGACAAUACAUACAUGGACAAACAAAAACAAUUUCCAACCGUUGACCUGCCUGUUUCUGAGAUUAUCUCCAAGUGUUGGUUGGAGCAGUACACGGUCGCACAUGAAGUGGUUGCCGAGCUGCAGCUGUUGCAGGAUAAUGCGAGAAACGAGCCUCAAGACAGGACCCGAAUCCUAACAUCCAUCUCGUAA